AGACCAGGCUCAGUCCGGCGCUUCGAAGAUUCCACCAGACGUCUUAUCGGAUGACAGGUAGAGGUAUGCAACUGGACGGAAGUACACCGGUCACCGCUUGGAGGAAUAUCUGUUGCACUCUGACUCGUGCUGGUCGGAACUGGCGGUGGACCAACAAAGCGGUCGCCUUGGUCCGAACGCCUGUCGCAAGAAGCAAGAUUUGUGCACCUGCGGACGACAAGUUAUGGCUCAUCAAGCUCAUACGAGUCCACUAUACGGCCACCAAAGCUCGACUCAGCGCCCCGUGGGGUCCUUCCAUCAAUCACGAAGCAAGGACUUUCCUCGUUCUGGUCGCCGUGAACUGAUCUUUGCCUGUCUUCGUUAUUGAAAUCACACUCCGACAUUGCAAGACCAAGAUCAUCAUAAUAGAUGCAGGGAUCGUCCUUGCGGGCAUCCGCGAAAGAAUGUACUUGUAGACAACGCCCCGCCUGCUCCCGAAGCUCCGCCCCAAACAAGCGUACACACUUCCAGCAAAUAUGGCAGCUCACUUCUUCGCCAUUUCGUUCUUCGCCGGACUUUGUGCCAGCAGCAGCGUGCCGCAAUAUUCGAGUCCUGGAAG
Molecule: messenger RNA, 598 nt
Organism: Zymoseptoria tritici IPO323
Lineage: Eukaryota; Fungi; Ascomycota; Dothideomycetes; Mycosphaerellales; Mycosphaerellaceae
Exons: 1
Coding region: 51-344 (97 amino acids)
Source: RefSeq, a predicted model, not a curated record